AUGAUCUGCAGGCCCCCACCCCACUUCCAGGACUCCCACCCCAUUUCCCCCCCCCCUUUCCCACCCCACAGCGAGGUCGACAUCUGCUUCCCAUUGGUGGAACAACUCGAGGUCCCCACAACCUGGUGGGACGCGGAGGCCGACAAAUCCCUCCUCAUCGGCGUCUUCAAGCACGGGUACGAGAAAUACAACACCAUGAGGGCCGACCCCACGCUCUGCUUCUUGGAGAAAGCUGGGGGGCCGGAUGAGAAAGCCAUCGCUGCUGAGCAGCGCCUGGACGGCGGCGACGGGUCAGUGGGGGUCCAGACCCCAUAGCUGGGACCCCAAACC
Messenger RNA from Meleagris gallopavo (turkey), 330 nucleotides. Lineage: Eukaryota; Metazoa; Chordata; Aves; Galliformes; Phasianidae. The record is from RefSeq and is a predicted model, not a curated record.